Messenger RNA from Rhipicephalus microplus (southern cattle tick), 1107 nucleotides. RefSeq names its product adenylate cyclase type 2 Ac76E (gene Ac76E). Gene Ontology annotation, biological process: adenylate cyclase-inhibiting G protein-coupled receptor signaling pathway; adenylate cyclase-activating G protein-coupled receptor signaling pathway; intracellular signal transduction. Gene Ontology annotation, cellular component: plasma membrane. Lineage: Eukaryota; Metazoa; Arthropoda; Arachnida; Ixodida; Ixodidae. Gene Ontology annotation, molecular function: adenylate cyclase activity. The record is from RefSeq and is a predicted model, not a curated record.
AUGUCUUCCGCAAACCAAGGCUUAAGCGUUACCACCCUCCUCUACUUCGCUCAGGACCUACGGCGGUUCGUGGUGCUUAGCGUGGCGUUGCUGGCGGCGCUCGCGGUGCUGGUCCUGCUGGCGCUGGUGCCAGCCGAGGCACUCUUGAGGCGCUGGGCACUACCACUUGGUCUUCUCGGCUGGCUGCUGCUGGCUGGCCCCACACUCGCCUGGACCGUGGCCAAAGAGCACAUCUCGCUGGUGGACCCCCUGGCCCCAGCUUUUGUGGCCGCCUUCCUGCUACACGUCCUUCUUCCGCUGAAGCAGCUGGCGUCUCUGCUUAUGGGCCCGGUGACCUCAGCCGGCCUGCUGGCCACCACAGCGCUGCUCGCCGACUGGGACACGCGCCACUUCGGAUAUCAGGUUGCCGCCGCUUCGUUAUUCCUGGCGAUGGCCACGGCUGUGGGCUGGUACCACCGCCACAUGCGAGACGCAGCGCAGAGCCGCAGUUUCGCCUCCACCCAGGAGUGCAUCGAGGCGCGCAUCAAGCUUGAGUACGAGAAAGAGCAGCAGGAACAGCUGCUGCUGAGUGUAAUUCCUGCCUACAUCGCAGCCGAGGUGAAGCGUAGCAUCAUGCUGAAAAUGGCCGAUGCUUGUCAAACUUCCACGAAGAGGAGCCGCCAGCGAUUCCACGAGCUGUACGUUCAGCGCCAUAACAACGUCAGUAUCCUGUACGCGGACAUUGUCAACUUCACCAGACUGUCAGAGCAACUCUCCGCAUCGGAUCUGGUGCAGACGUUGAACGAGCUCUUUGGCCGCUUUGACCAGAUCGCCCAGGAGAACCACUGUAUGCGGAUAAAGAUCCUGGGUGACUACUACUAUUGUGUGUCGGGUCUUCCGGUCUCCAGGCCAAGCCACGCCUACAACUGCGUGAGGAUGGGCUUACAAAUGAUCGAGGCCAUACGUGUGGUCCGCGAGGCCACCGAGGUGAACGUGGACAUGCGCAUUGGAGUGCACACUGGAAACGUGUUGUGCGGUGUGCUGGGCCUGCGCAAAUGGCAAUACGAUGUGUGGUCCGACGACGUCACCUUGGCCAACCACAUGGAAUCUGGCGGUGUUCCAGGGUGA